Molecule: messenger RNA, 1608 nt
Organism: Temnothorax curvispinosus
Lineage: Eukaryota; Metazoa; Arthropoda; Insecta; Hymenoptera; Formicidae
Product: tubulin alpha-1 chain
Exons: 3
Coding region: 162-1517 (451 amino acids)
Biological process (GO): microtubule cytoskeleton organization; mitotic cell cycle
Cellular component (GO): cytoplasm; microtubule
Molecular function (GO): structural constituent of cytoskeleton; GTP binding
Source: RefSeq, a predicted model, not a curated record
CGCCGCACGCCCAACAGUCGCUGGUCGCCGAUCGGACGUCAUACGUCGUAUAGUUGUUAGCAAAAGCUCCAUUACUUGCUUUCGCCAACUAUCGAUCGCCCCGUGGUGGCUAUCUGUAUCUUCGUUUUCUAAGAGGACGCUAAACGAUCCCGUAAUACAAAAUGCGUGAGUGUAUCUCAAUCCACGUUGGACAAGCCGGUGUACAGAUCGGUAAUGCCUGCUGGGAGCUGUACUGCCUGGAGCAUGGCAUCCAGCCGGACGGCCAGAUGCCGUCUGACAAGACUAUCGGAGGUGGGGACGACAGUUUCAACACCUUCUUCAGCGAGACUGGUGCCGGCAAGCACGUACCCAGGGCUGUCUUUAUCGAUUUGGAACCUACUGUAGUCGAUGAGGUUCGCACCGGAACUUACCGUCAGCUCUUCCACCCGGAACAAUUGAUCACCGGCAAGGAGGACGCGGCGAACAAUUACGCUCGCGGUCAUUACACGAUCGGUAAGGAGAUCGUUGACCUCGUGCUGGACCGCAUUCGCAAGCUCGCGGACCAAUGCACCGGUCUGCAGGGAUUCCUCAUCUUCCACUCGUUCGGUGGCGGCACCGGUUCGGGUUUCACCUCCCUAUUGAUGGAGCGUUUGUCCGUUGACUAUGGCAAGAAGUCGAAACUCGAAUUUGCAAUUUAUCCCGCACCACAGGUCUCCACCGCCGUGGUCGAACCGUACAAUUCUAUCUUGACGACGCACACCACCCUCGAACAUUCCGACUGCGCGUUUAUGGUCGACAACGAGGCGAUCUAUGACAUUUGUCGCCGCAACCUGGAUAUCGAAAGGCCAACCUAUACAAAUCUUAAUCGCCUGAUCGGCCAGAUCGUGUCGUCUAUCACGGCCUCUCUACGGUUCGAUGGAGCCCUGAAUGUUGAUCUGACGGAAUUCCAGACCAACUUGGUGCCCUAUCCGAGAAUCCACUUCCCCCUAGUGACGUACGCGCCCGUUAUCUCGGCCGAGAAGGCCUAUCACGAGCAGCUCUCCGUCUCGGAGAUUACAAACGCCUGCUUCGAGCCAGCUAAUCAGAUGGUCAAGUGCGACCCUCGUCAUGGCAAGUACAUGGCUUGCUGUAUGCUCUAUCGUGGCGACGUCGUACCCAAGGACGUCAACGCGGCAAUCGCUACCAUCAAGACAAAGCGCACCAUUCAGUUCGUCGAUUGGUGCCCUACCGGUUUCAAAGUCGGCAUUAACUAUCAGCCGCCGACCGUCGUGCCUGGCGGCGACCUCGCCAAGGUCCAGCGCGCCGUCUGUAUGCUGUCCAACACCACUGCCAUCGCCGAGGCCUGGGCCCGUCUGGAUCACAAGUUCGAUCUGAUGUACGCCAAGCGUGCGUUCGUCCAUUGGUACGUCGGCGAGGGUAUGGAAGAAGGAGAGUUCUCAGAGGCGCGCGAGGAUCUCGCCGCGCUCGAGAAAGAUUACGAGGAGGUCGGAAUGGAUUCUGCGGAAGGCGAGGGCGAAGAGGGCGCCGAGGAGUACUAAAGUGCUAUCGUCGCUCGGCCUUCUGUUUCACGGCUUUGAAAUAUCUUCAUGUGUUUUGAAAUAAAGUAACUGAAUUCAUUUGCAACACAAA